Molecule: messenger RNA, 906 nt
Organism: Podospora pseudopauciseta
Lineage: Eukaryota; Fungi; Ascomycota; Sordariomycetes; Sordariales; Podosporaceae
Exons: 1
Coding region: 1-906 (301 amino acids)
Source: RefSeq, a predicted model, not a curated record
AUGAAUGAGCGACGAAAUCAUAUUGGCGAGGUAUGCAAGACUACCUUCAACUGGAUCUUCGAUCCAAUGGAGCAGGGAGACAAUGGUGCGGCCAUCGAUGGUCAUGUCGAGACAAAGUCUGAAUGGCUCCCUGGCUCAAACCAGCAGAAUCCCAAUCCAACCACUCACACAACAUUCCGUGCAGGUGGUUUUCUGGAUUGGCUCCGUUCUUUGCAUCAGCCGCUCUUUUGGAUUAGUGGCAAGCCGGGGUCAGGCAAGAGCACUCUGGUCAAAUUCCUGCUCGAUGAUCACCGAACGAGAGCGAAUUUCGAGGUCAACUUACCACAUGCGACAAUCAUUUCCCACUUUUUCUGGCUUCCUGGCAACGCAAUGGAUAGGAGCACUAAAGGAAUACUGUGCUCUCUGAAUCAUCAGUUACUAAGCAACAGCAACAAUAACAACAACAACUAUUCCAACGCCUUUCACUACCCAAUCUUUCCAAGCAUAAAACUGAAAGACAACCCCAGCGAUUGGUCGAUAAAGGAACUCCAGGACAUCUAUGUCUACCUCUUACGAAAGUCAGCCCGUCCUAUUCUCAUCUUUUUGGAUGGCCUAGACGAGAUCGACCCUUCCGACGGACCUUUCUUUUUACUUGGCCUUCUUGAUACGGUGUGCAAAAUACCAGGGGUGAAAGUCUGUACGUUCAGCCGACCCGAGCCAACCUUACAACAAUAUUUCAACAUGACACCAUCCUUCCGAGUGCAGGAUUUCACAGUGAGAGACAUACGAAACUAUGCGAGGAAGAGGCUUCGGCUACAAAGUCUCACCAGUUCUCAACGCCUCGACGAUGAAGAGUUCGAGAAGCUCAUAGAGGAGUUUGGAGACAAGUCAGAUGGAAUUUUUCUGUUGGCGGCUUUGACUCUCUAA